This is a messenger RNA of Manihot esculenta (cassava), 1151 nucleotides long. Its product is annotated as heat stress transcription factor B-3. NCBI's taxonomy places the organism in Eukaryota, Viridiplantae, Streptophyta, Magnoliopsida, Malpighiales, Euphorbiaceae. Gene Ontology annotation, biological process: regulation of transcription by RNA polymerase II. Gene Ontology annotation, cellular component: nucleus. The transcript is spliced from 2 exons. The record is from RefSeq and is a predicted model, not a curated record. Gene Ontology annotation, molecular function: RNA polymerase II cis-regulatory region sequence-specific DNA binding; DNA-binding transcription factor activity. The coding region runs from base 262 to 987 and encodes 241 amino acids.
CAAUCAUUUAUUUCUUCUUCUUCUUCUUCUUCUGAUGAGGGAGAGAGAGAGAAGAGAGAAAGAAAAUCAGCCAUUGGAUUUCUCAUGAAUUAGCCAUUGGAUUUCUCAUGAACUGUGGAGUCGUGUUGGGUUUCUACUGCUGGGGCUGGGAGUUCAUUACUGCUCUUAUUCUCUUCUCUCCCUCCCCCUUAAUUUAAUUUACUUUUCUUUUCUUUUCCUUUCUUUUCUUUUCUUUUCUUUGCUUUCCAAGUUUAGUUUCUCAUGGAGUCUGCAGCUACAGAUAAUAAUAAUAACAUUAAUAAGCGUUUGUUGGAAUAUGUUCGGAAAUCUACUCCGCCACCGUUCUUACUCAAAACCUACAUGCUGGUGGAAGAUCCGGCCACCGACCACGUGAUUUCUUGGAAUGAAGACGGAAUAGGGUUCGUGGUGUGGCAGCCGGCACAGUUUGCCUGUGAUCUCCUACCGACUCUGUUCAAGCACAGCAACUUUUCCAGCUUCAUCCGGCAACUCAAUACCUAUGGUUUUCGUAAAGUAGCAACUAGCCGAUGGGAGUUCUGCAAUGACAUGUUUCGAAAGGGUGAAAGAGAGCUACUUUGUCAAAUUCGUCGACGAAAAGCAUGGACUAACAAGCAACAACCUACUGCACCAACUCAAGCUACACCAGAAGAGUCUGAUGAAGAUCAAAAAUCGUCAUCAACUUCUUCAUCAUCUGAAUACAGUACUCUUAUCGAUGAAAAUAAACGUCUCAAAAAAGAAAAUUGGGUAUUGAGUUCGGAGCUCACUAGCACAAAAAGGAAGUGCAAGGAGCUACUUGAAAUGGUGGCUAAAUAUGCACAUUUGGAGAAAGAAGAAAAUGGAAAUGGUGAUGAUGAUGAUGAGAGGCCAAAGUUGUUUGGUGUGAGAUUAGAAGUUGGGGGAGAAAGGAAGAGAAAGAGGGAUGAGAUUAGAGAGUAUGCAACUAUUUUACUAGCUCAAUCAUGCAAAUAACUUGUUUUUAAUUAUAAUAUAGAAUCAAUCGAUUAAUAAUCAAAUAAGCAAUAGGAAACCAAUAAACAUUAUAAUAAAUGGUUCGACACUUUUCUCUUUUAAUAAAAUUAAAAUUUGAUCUUAUAAAUAAACUAAAUACUCGCUAAGAGCAUUUUACUCGUUAG